Messenger RNA from Xyrichtys novacula (pearly razorfish), 5304 nucleotides. NCBI's taxonomy places the organism in Eukaryota, Metazoa, Chordata, Actinopteri, Labriformes, Labridae. The record is from the annotation of a GenBank genome assembly.
AGCUUUCUCCAGCAGCAGCCUUUGGCAGAGAUCAAGUGUGAAGACAUGGGACAGAGGCAGAUGAGAUUCACCAUGCCAGAUGAAGUAGCCUGUGGGAGUGUAGACGAGUCAGUGCUUAUCCUCCUUAAACACUGCCAGGAAAUGAAGCGUCAGGAGACCCGGCUCAGGCUCAUUAGCCUGCUGCUGCUGCUCGGCUGUGCAGGGCUCUUCAUUUUUACUCAGCUUCAGAGGAACUCCGGAUCCAGUGGACAACAGGUGGGUCAUUGUUUAGUUCUCUAUCUUUUCUGCCUUUCAGAUCUGUCAUUGAUGUUGAUCUGUGACGCAUUAGAACAAAACAACCUCAAGAGUCAGCAUUUUAAUAUUGUACUUCUGGAGCUAAAGUUGUGAAGAAGUUAAAACCAAAAAAUGCUGCCAUACCAGUUCUUCCUUUCUGAUUCAGAUUUCCCGAUACAAGUGUGAGGCAAGUGCUUUAAAGCAACAUUUGCUGACAAUCAACAAGCUUUGACCAAUAUUUAACUUACUGAAAGCAGCACACAGCAAUGUGUGAUUUCAUUUUAACUCACCUGAAUCAGUGAUUUAUUGGAUGGGAGUGAGUGUACUCUCUGAUACCAAGGCCAGUAUGUAUAUCAUUCUGUUAAAGCAUCCCUGACUCCCAGAUCACCUGUUUAGGUUGAUCGAAGUCCUGAAUAUACACAAAAAAACUGUUAAAAUAAGAGACGCAGAGAUGAUUCCUGACAUUUUCACUCUCCGCAUAUUAAUAAGUGCUGCUACUUCUUAUCUUGUGUCGCUGAAGAAACUCUGAUGACAAAUACAAAUUUCUGAACUACCUUUAGAGUCUGAAGGAUGGUUUUAAAAUGCUGUUGAAGUGCACCAACUUUGGAAGUUUUUCCCCACUUAUUUAGCUCAAAGUUAAACUUAAAUUUAUCGAUGUUUGAUGAAUUUGAAGUGAAAUAUUUAUUUUGAUGUCAAUGAUUUCGGCUUGUGACUCAUAAAAAUCAGAAAUCAAUGGAAUAUUUUCUCGAUCAAUUAAGGCUUUGAACUACUUUGAUUUACUGAAAUGUACCUGCAGAUAAUCUCUGAGACCUGGCACCACAUUUUUAAAAAUCUUAACACCUUAUAGAUCCUGGGAUGUUUUGAGAACAAUCUAAAUGGGUCAUUUUCACUUCUGGAGCGAAUAAGGCAGUGAGUCUUUUGGACUCUUUGAUCUGAAGGUAUUUCCGCUUAUUUGGAAACAUGCCCAAAGUUUCCAGCUGAUUUUCACACUAUGACUUUCUUUUAAAGUCAUAGAGAGAAACUAACAUAAAAUAACAAGUUAAACAAGUUGAUCACAAUCGUAAAUACAGUAUAUCAAGCAAAGAAUCAACAGCCAGGUGUAUCUGCCAUCAAGUCCCUUCAGAAACCCUCCAAGCGAUCCAAUAAAGAUGAUUCUGAAGUUCUCUGCCGACUCUUUUCACCGCCCCAACUUCAACCUUUGGAACAAACAAAGUAAAUAAAUUCCUCAACUCUUCCUUCUGAAGAUUUGAAGAUGGGAAAGGGGGAGACCUAAAAAUAAAACUGCAGAUAAGAAUAUGACAUUGUAUCAGUCUAUGUGCAGAUAAGGUGAAUAACCUACAAACUUGCUCGUAAAGUAGUGAUGAUUGACGGCUGUAAAACUAGUGAUGAGCUCUCAGUGCUCCUCAAGCAUCUAAGAUCAGACAGAAACAUUCGCAACAGAAACAUGAUGUUAGCUCCAGCCCAAAUUUCUGUCUUCUUUUUGAGGUCAAAUCUCUGCCACUUUUACUUCAGCCCAAAGUUAUAUGUUUCCUGUUGUGUUGUGUAAUACUACAAAGAGCAACAAUUAAAUGUGAACAAUUCUGAUCCCGGUUAACCUCAUCGAUCUAGAAGCUGCUAUUUCAAGCACCCAACAGCACUAUCAAACCCCACACCAAUGGCACAGCCACCCAGGACAGUUUCACGGAUUAAUUCUCUGACCCCUCAGCCGAGAGGUGACUGACAACCACUGAGCCACCGCCGCUUCUUGGAAGCGAACGUGUCAUCGCACUGGACGUGCUUCCUCCCUUACAUGAAAUGUCGGUGUCACGUGUGUUGCACUUCAUUGUGUCAUUUUCUGUUUAGGUGAAACAUCUUCUGCUUUCUGUGGUUCACCACAAUCCUCCCCUGACAGCUUUGUCGGUGUAUUGUGUCACAAAUUAUGUUGAAUUACAGUAGGGGGGGAGCAGAUAGGACUCUUGUCUGUAGACUAAAACAAGUCUCACUUUGAUCCUGAGGGAUUUAUAUUGCUGUUAGGAACCAAAAAGUGGAACUGAAAUUCAUUUGCCUUGUUGAAUCCACAAAUCUCAGAAAUACGACCAAUCUAAAAUGUAACAGCAGGGAGGACGUGCAUUUAAGCACGACAUCAAGUUGCUAUGAGACUGGAUGUUAUUAGACAUUGCAUAAUCUAUAAAUGAAUAUUUGUUCAUCUGUUUUGUUUCCUUAGAGCUCUGUGGGGCAAAGUCCAGUCGAAAGCAGGACGGAGUACCUUACAGGUAUGCUGAGAUCAACUUCAUGCUCCAUAAAAUUUGAUGAAUUAAUCUGAAAGUUUCCCUCUCUUUUGAGGAAAACUUAAGACAUUAUUUGGAUCAGGUUUUCUCAUUCCUUGGAGCCUUACUUAAAACUCACUUUUCCACUUUUAUUUUUACAGCUGAUCCACAAAGAAAUACCGAAAGACUGCGCAUUGAUCUUAGUAAGUGUUUUCCCCUCAGAUUUCACAACUGACAGGAGAGAGUUCACGCAUAUUUCACACAUACUCUAUAAGUAAAAGUCAGAAAUUUGAUUCAAAGUUCACAGAAAAACAAAAGCCUCUUAAGAAAAAACAAACAAACUCCUAGAAUUUUUUUAAAGAUGUCAUCAGAUCCCAAAUGAUGCAAGAGGCUUAUAUGUUGAAAAAACAGAAACACAAGAUCCUGAAUCACACCUGUAUCGGGAAAAAAAAAUCCAAAUCCAAAAGCAUCUGACGCAAAACAUCCACCUCCUCAAAUUCAAAAGAAAUUAUUUCAUCACUUUGUCAUAUGACACAGACAUUCAGCUCAGUAGCUGAAGAAUAAUACUGUAUAUUUGUCAUGAGAUGGAAAAGAAGAAUCUGUUUUACACUCAUUAAGAGGUACUGGAGUUCAAAUGACUGCCUUUGGUUCAUAGCCAGUCUGGGAAACAGGCCAAAACCACUGCUGAGUGUAUUUCGUCAGAGCUCUCUUGAAUAGAUCAGCAGAGCUCUGACUUUACGAUGCAUCAACACUGGGAGAGAGAUUCACGAUGUGAUGUUCAGGAAGCUCAAGAUUACCAAAUCAAAGACAUUGCAGCCAGAUGGCAUGCGCUGAUGUCAUCUUCCUGCUGAGGCUUGCCGCCUCAAAUAUCUCGUAGAACGGGAACACAACAGCAGUUCAACAGCCAAAUGCCAGUUUAGAUUAUGUGAGUCAGACUCAGUGGAGGUUUCCACAACCUAACAAACACUGACUGGUCUGUGUGAUGACAUUGGCAUGAAGCCAGAAAUCGGGGUUUCCUGACAUUCAUACAGACCUGAUUACUAAAGUCAGGAAAGUGCAGCAGCACAACCUGAAGCAAAGGAAAAAAAGAGAAAUUAUUGAGGCUUAAUCUGGCACACAGUUUAUGUUAAUCUUAGCAAGAAUAUCCUACUGAUUUACCAUCAUGUCCACCCUGAAUGGUGAACAGACAUGAUUUCAUCUACAAAUCUGGAACAGUAUUCCACUAACAUGAUUUUAAAAAGCUGUCUAUUUUGACUAAAGAUGCAAAUAAUAAAACAACAUUUCAGUUAUUUCUGUUGGAACCGUUGAAGUUAUUGUGCUAUCGGGGUCAAGUGUGCACACAAUGGUCAGGUAACUACUUCAGACUGCCUGAUUCUCUGAUAUACUGGAUAUUUUGAAUUUACAUGGCUUACUGCAGACAUUAAUACUGUACAAUAUUAACUUUUCCUCACAAGUGUUUUAUUUAUUAUUUAUUUAUUUAUUGUAUUUGAUUAAAAAAAAACAACUCAAUAACACUACCAGCAAGUAUUUCAUGCAUAUUGCAAUCUACAAGGUUAUUUUAGCUAAAAAACAAACAUAGAAUAAAAAAUAUGCUGGGCCAAGCUGUAGAUGAAAAAAAAAGACACAUUCCCAUCAGUGGCAAUAUUUAACUCGUUUAUCCUAGAAAUCAUAGUAAAAUAAAUGUUAAACACUCUACUUGUCAGAUUAGGAAGGUAAAAACCUGUUAUCAUUUCAGAGGAUGUUCAUAUUGCUCGACAGCAGCCACACUGAUAAGGCAGCUUGCAGCAUCUCCAGACAUUAUUUAGUUUUUUCUAAUCUGCUUCAUGAGUCCAUAUAUACACCAGUUAUUUCAGAAUGCCAUAAAUUGGUCAGACUGAUUGAUCAGUGUAUCCCUGGCCUCUAACAUUCAAGAGAACAUCAAUGCCUAGCUGCGUGUCCCGGUAUCUCAGUUUGACUUUGAUAAAUUCAACUUGGGGUGAUUCUAGUCAGACUGGUAUGUUUUUGAGAACUUUAAAAUUCCACUUUCAGACUGAAUAAAGUAAUUAAUCUAUAUCUUUACGUCAUGUAAACAUAUUGAGUGACUUAAACUGCAAAGACUCCCUCCUACAAUAACAUGCAUUCAUACCUUUAAUCUGUUUGAAUAUUUAUUUGACAUCCCAUGUACUUCUCUCACCCUACAGCAUCACCAGGUGAUCCAGACAGGAAUUCUUCAAACACUAUUGAAUGGUCGGUCGUGCUGUGUAGCGACGAUUCCAACUAUGAUGAGAAGGAACGUGCCAUUGUGAUCCCUGAGGAGGGAACCUAUCUGGUUUACAUCAGGAUGGCAUUUCGUUGUUAUAACCGAGAACAUGGCUCUGAGAAGUUGCACAUUAAGCUGAACGUACAGAAUAAAGUGUACGACAACCCAGAGUGUUCGAGGAACAAUGUCAGACUCCUGACGAAUGCAGUGGACAGUGUACAGUGCGGACCAGGAUUGUUCAGGACUUUGUCUAUGAUACAGCUGUACAGUUUGAUGAAAGGUGAUCACUUAAGUGUAUCACUUGAAGAAGGCUAUGGACUGGUCACGCAGUCAUCAUUUGGUGCUAUUUUCACAUAAAGAACGGCUUCAUCAACUAUAUGCUUUCUAUGCACAGCUUCAAUCUGUUACUUAAUCUAUAAAUGCAACUUUUUGUUGUUUGCUAUGAUCACCUUGAACAGUAGCCACUGUGGCAUCAUGACCUACUGUAUCCUCUACUAAAUAAUAAAUGGGAACAUUAUUUAUAAAAUAAAUAAUACUGGACCUUGA